Alternaria triticimaculans is the source of this 1767-nucleotide messenger RNA. RefSeq lists its product as uncharacterized. The record is from RefSeq and is a predicted model, not a curated record. The transcript has 2 exons. Gene Ontology annotation, biological process: protein acetylation. NCBI's taxonomy places the organism in Eukaryota, Fungi, Ascomycota, Dothideomycetes, Pleosporales, Pleosporaceae. The coding region runs from base 1 to 1767 and encodes 588 amino acids. Gene Ontology annotation, molecular function: N-acetyltransferase activity.
AUGCCUACGCCAUUUCAGCAGAGCGCGUCACGUCUGCGGCCAGUUCAUCUGCUGCGUGCCCUGCUGCGUGAGGCUUCGUACCUGCCCGAUGCGACAGCCCGCACCUACUUCCGCCGCUACAUCGUCAGCCGAUUCAAGGCGUAUCAGCCCAAGCAAAAUGCGACGGCUUCCUUCGACGUCCAGGCCGUGGAGAAGUACAGGCACAGGAGCUUCAAGAGGCGGCAGAUAGCCAUUAUCAAUGAGCGCACACGGCCGCUACUCAGGAAGGGGCAGAAGGGCCUGAACUUCUUGCGCCGGGCCAACCUGGGCGAGAUACCAUGUCUGCAGAAGGUCCUGUUCUUCGCCUACGGGCGCAUGGGAAGGAGGAAGUACAUCUUGCUAGAGAGAUUGCUGACGCCAGACCACAUCAUGGACGGCGGUGCACUCGCAACGCCCAUCGAGCCAGGGCAGGCACCGCUGCAGAAGCUCUAUUACAGCAACAAGCGCUAUCUGCAGUAUUUCGAUGCGCCCAAAGCCGCCUCCAAGACCGAGUAUACCAUCAACAUCUCUAGCCGCUACUCCCGAUUGCGCGCCGUCCUCAAGUCGCAGUGCCAGAAGGGCAUCUCCAUACACCGAGGGAUCAAGCGUCCAGCCAUGAAGACGCCUAUCAACAAUGUCUGGGAGCGGCCCAUGCCGAUCAAGCGCGCGGUCAACAAUGUCCGACGCUGGUAUGCCGAGACGAUGACGAGGAUACUUCCUCCACUACCGAUCGAAGAGUGGGAUAACAUACAUGCCAUGAUUGUUGGCGACCGAAAGAUCAAUCUGGUCCGACGGAGAGGCCGCGCUUCAGUAUUGAGUGCUAAGCCAUUCAUAGAAGACGACUUCUUCGCCCACACAGUAGAAGCAGGCAUUGCCUUAGACAAGCCCAGCAGGGCAGACAUGCCUGCAGGUGUGCAGCGACCGCAUACCAUCAAUCCUAGGUUCAUGAAACGCAUGUAUACAAAGCUUCUCAUGCUCUGCUGCAAGGUCGAGUAUGACGACGAGCAGAAACGAUGGAAAACAAUCUGGGGCGAACCUAUGAAGUACAUUAAACCCAGCCUCUACAACGUCCCUACAGAUGAAACGCUCUUUGCGGGUGUUGACGCUACAGGCAAGAUCCCGAAGACGCCCAAGAAGCAUCUGCUCGAGAAAUCACAGCAUGUCCAGCCACGGAAUGCCGAGGGCGAAUACAUGCGGUUUCCCUUCUUUGCCGAACGGCUUCCAGAGGAGCACCCAAUACGCAGGGAAUUAGAUGAAUGGAAGAGGAAACAUGUUCCUACCAUCCUAGCCCUUAUCAAGGAGCUUGCGCUCUACGAAAACGCCAGUGACAAGGUUGACUCAACUGAAGAAAUCCUCACGCGCACCCUCGCACACUACAAUCCCUCCACAUCGACCUUCUCCGAAGGCUUCGCCCGUGCACUCCUCCUCAGCGAUCCCGACGGCACAGUCGCAGGCAUGGCUCUAUACUUCUACAACUACAGCACAUGGACAGGCGUGCCCGGCAUCUACUUGGAAGACUUGUUCGUCAAGGAGAGCUACAGGAAGAAGGGCUAUGGCAAGAGACUCCUUAAGGAGCUCGCUGGAGAGGUGCUCAAGGUCGGAGGCAGGAGGCUCGAAUGGAGCUGCCUGGACUGGAAUGAGCCCAGUCUGAAGUUCUACGAGAGCGAGAUCAUAGGAGCGCAGAGGAAGACGGCAUGGGUAGGCUUGCGUGUGGAUGGAGACGCAUUGGAGAAGCUUGCGAAGUCAUAA